Molecule: messenger RNA, 2431 nt
Organism: Hippocampus comes (tiger tail seahorse)
Lineage: Eukaryota; Metazoa; Chordata; Actinopteri; Syngnathiformes; Syngnathidae
Gene: gjc1
Product: gap junction protein gamma 1
Exons: 2
Coding region: 802-2247 (481 amino acids)
Biological process (GO): cell-cell signaling
Cellular component (GO): connexin complex
Molecular function (GO): gap junction channel activity
Source: RefSeq, a predicted model, not a curated record
CCUCGUUCUCACCAGCCGCGCGCGUGCCUCCGAGACCCCCCGCCCCCCCACCACCACCACCCGACCCUCCUCAACUGUCACUCACGAGCGGACCAGGGGUUCGGCUGCCAGACUUCCACGGGGAGGAAACUCCAGAAAAAUACUAACCGAGAACCGCCACCCCGCCUCCCAGCCCAGACCUUCCCCGAGAUCCGAGCGCUGCUCUCCGGUCAUCAACAGAUCGGCGAAUCGGUGGUCCGCGGAGGAUGUGGAGCAGGCAAGACAAUGCGGAGGCAUGCAUGUGAGCGAGCAUGAUCGAAGCAUAUGACCGACUCGUGAGCGCCGAUAUCGGCUGUAAUCGCCGCGAGAGGUCGGUCCUCCUCCGGAGCAAAAUGAAUACAUAAAUAAAUAAGAAGGUGGUUCCGUUCAGAGCGUCAAUAUGACCCGAACAUCAUCACCGUCAUCCGGCACCGUUGUGACGGAACGGGCCCGCGGGGAUCUUGGCACCGCUUUUACGCAGCAGACCACAUAGUGAGCGACCACAUUGUGUGAAGAAAGGAAGGCUGACAUGGACAAAAGAAGAGAGGGGCUGUGAGGAAAAAAAAAAGAAGAAGAAGGGAUAAAAUGAAACGAGAAGAAUAAAAAAAAACUAGUGGAGAAAGUCCGGCAGAUCUUCAAGUUUGGACCGAGCCAAGUCCGAAAACCUCGUCCUCCUUCUUCCUGGGCUUCUUCUUGAAUCCUAAAGCAUCUUCACAGACUCGCACAGCGAGUCUGUGAACAGGUGAGAGAGGGACACUGUCUGCCCCACUGUCCAGCGACACCAUGAGCUGGAGCUUCCUCACGCGGCUGCUGGAGGAGAUCCACAACCACUCCACCUUCGUGGGGAAGCUGUGGCUCACCGUGCUCAUCGUCUUCCGUAUCGUCCUCACGGCCGUCGGGGGAGAGUCCAUCUACUACGACGAGCAGAGCAAGUUUGUGUGCAACUCGGGGCAGCCAGGCUGCGAGAACGUCUGCUACGAUGCCUUCGCCCCGCUCUCGCACGUCCGCUUCUGGGUCUUCCAGAUCAUCCUGGUGGCGAUGCCGUCCCUCAUGUACAUGGGCUACGCGGUCAAUAAGAUUGCGCGGCUGGACGAAGCCAAGGGAGGCGCUGGGGCCGCCGCGGUGAGAACCGCCGGGGGAGGGGGUUACACGCACAGGAAGCCCAGGAAAAUCUGCUUCGGGGCGCGACAGCACCGCGGCAUCGAGGAGACCGAGGAGGAUCGCGAGGACGAUCCCAUGAUCUACGAGGUCCCGGAGAUGGAGCCCCCCAAAAGGCCUCGCGAUCCGCUGCAACCCACGCCCCGACCCAAGAUCCGCCACGACGGCCGCACGCGCAUCCGAGACGAGGGGCUGAUGCGGGUUUACGUUCUGCAACUGGUGAGCCGCACGGUGCUGGAGGCGGGCUUCCUCACGGGUCAGUACCUGCUGUACGGCUUCCGCGUGAUGCCCGUCUUCGUGUGUUCGGGGAAGCCCUGCCCCCACAGCGUGGACUGCUUCGUGUCGCGGCCCACGGAGAAAACCAUCUUCCUGCGAAUCAUGUACGGCGUCACCGUCCUCUGCCUGACGCUCAACGUCUGGGAGAUGCUCCACUUGGGCAUCGGCUCCAUCUGCGACAUUCUACGCCGCCGCCGCUGCCCGCCUCCGGACGACGAGUAUCAGCUGGGCUUGCUGGGCACCAACGUGGGCGGCGAGGGCUCGGUCGGCGGCGCCGGACCGGAGGUGGGCUCCGAAGGCGACGCGGGCGGCGACGGACCGGCCGACUACGUCGGCUACCCGUUCUCCUGGAACACCCCGUCGGCGCCGCCCGGCUACAACAUCGUGGUGAAACCGGAGCAGAUGCCCUACACCGACCUGAGCAACGCCAAGAUGGCGUGCAAGCAGAACCGGGCGAACAUCGCCCAGGAGGAGCAGCAGCAAUUCGGCAGCAACGAAGACAACUUCCCCACCGGAGGCGAAGCCCGCGUGGCGAUCAACAAGGACAUGAUUCAGCAGGCCCACGACCAGCUGGAGGCCGCCAUUCAGGCUUACAGCCAGCAGCACCGCGCCGAGGAGCACCUCGCCGACAGCCAGGACGACAAACCCCAGAGCAACAUUAUCCAGACUCAGCCUCACAAAGAACGCAAGCACAGACUCAAGCACGGCAAGGGGGGCGGGAGCAGCGGCGGGGGCAGCAGUAGCAACAGCAGCAGCAGCAAAUCGGGGGAGGGAAAGCCCUCCGUAUGGAUUUAACUCAGAUGCGUAUGCGGUGUACAGACUCGAGUUCAAAACCGCCGGUGCCUUAAGCGGGUGUUCCUAAACCUUUUGGGUCCAGGGAAUUCCUUUCAGGGGACACAUUUUUCCAAGGGCCCCUUCGAAGGGGCGCCGGCCUGCUUUGCAUAUACGAACAAUAACACCUGAUGAAGCCUGCAACGCU